UUUUGCAAUUAAAUAUAUGAUUUAAGUUUCUGAAGUAACUUUACAGGAAGCUUUAGCAAAGAAAGAGGAAGGAAACAAAUUCUUUGUAGAAAAGAAGUAUGAUGAAGCCAUAAAAUGUUAUAGUGAAGCUAUAGGUAUAAUGGAAUAGAUUAUCAAUGAUUAGAUCAUAAUCCAAAUGAGGCAAUUUAUUAUUCAAAUAGAGCAGCCUGUUAUUUAGCCUUAAGAUAAUAUAAGAAAGGAUUAGAUGAUGCAGAAUAAGCAUUAAAGAGAGAUUCAAACAACGUAAAAACUUUAAGAAGGAAAGCACUCGCCCUUUAAAAUUUGGGAAGAUUGGAAGAAUGUGUAAAUUCUCUGAAUGCAGCUUUGUAAAUUACUCCUGGAGAUUAAUCAUUAAAAUAAGAGUAUUCUACAGCAUAACAAGUAAACUAAUAAAUUCAUUUUAGAUUUGUUAAAGUUAUUUAGAAGGUUUGAAAUAAAUUUAAAAUGAAGAUUAUUAAAAGGCCUUAUAUUAAUUUUAAUAAGUUAUAUAAGUGUGUUCAUAAUCUUUAGAGAUAUAGAUCUUAUUUGUUGAGUGUUUAGCAAAGUGUGGUGAAAACGAUAGAGCUAGUAAAUGGUUGAUGUAAAUAUAAAGUGAACAUGGAACAACUCCAGAUGUUUAUUAUUUAAAGGGAAUAAUUGAUUUAUAUAAUGGAAAUAGUGAAAAAGCAAAGAAAAUAUUAAUAGAUGGAAUGAAAGUGGAUCCAGACAAUAAGAAAUGUAGAGAAGCAUUAAAGAAGGCAAGGAAAUGCGAAGAAUUAAAAGAAAAAGGAAAUAAAUUACUAUAAGAGGUUAAAUUAAAUGAUGCUAUUGAAUGCUAUACGGAAGCAUUGAGUGUUGAUCCAUAUAAUCGUAAAAUUAAUUCAAUAAUAUAUGCUAAUAGAGGAUUAGGUAUUUUAUUAUUAUUUUAUUUAGUUAAACAAAAAAUGAAUCAACAUAAAGAGGCUAUUGAUGAUUUUACUAAAUCUAUAGAAUUAAAUCCAUAAUAUUAUAAAGCUUUAAUUAGAAGAGCAGAAUCAUAUGAUAAAUUAGGAUAAUUUGGAGAUUCAGUCCAUGAUUAUUAAUAAGUUAUUUAAAUAGAACCAUCUUUAGAAUAAGAAAUGGCAUAAAAAUUAAGAGAAGGUCAAAAGAAAGAAAAAUUAGCAAAAAAGAAAGAUUAUUAUAAAAUAUUAGAGGUAGGUAGAGAUGCAACAGAAAAUGAAAUAAAAAAGUCUUAUAGAAAAUUGGCAUUAUUAUGGCAUCCUGAUAAAUUAAAAGAUAAAGAUGAAGAAACUAAAGUAAAAAUAUUAUUAUUAAUAUAUGAUAGUAAUUAGGAUAAUAGAAGUUUAGAGAUAUAGCUGAAGCAUAUGCAGUAUUAUCUGACAAAAAAAAGAAGGAUCUUUAUGAUUCAGGAGUAGAUCCAAAUGAUUAAAAUGGAGGUUUUGAUGGAGGAGUAGAUCCAUCUUAAGUUUUUCAAAUGUUCUUUGGUGGUGGAGGUGGUUUCCAACAAUUCCCAUUUGGGGGUAGUGGAGUUCGUUUUGAAUUUAGAUGAAGUCAAAAUCUAUAUUUUUAAUGUUAAAAAUAAA
Molecule: messenger RNA, 1601 nt
Organism: Paramecium sonneborni
Lineage: Eukaryota; Ciliophora; Oligohymenophorea; Peniculida; Parameciidae
Source: the annotation of a GenBank genome assembly